Messenger RNA from Brugia malayi, 1356 nucleotides. RefSeq lists its product as uncharacterized. The record is from RefSeq and is a predicted model, not a curated record. The transcript has 11 exons. Lineage: Eukaryota; Metazoa; Nematoda; Chromadorea; Rhabditida; Onchocercidae. The coding region runs from base 1 to 1356 and encodes 451 amino acids.
AUGGCUAUAUUAGGUCAUCAUAUACUUGCUUCAUUGUUUAUCUUUUUUUUCUUAACUAAAAUUCGAAAGAGGUUUUCACUGGUCGAGAUCAUCCUAUGUAACCGGUUGCAGCGCUAUUUACCACCAUCGAGUGCUGCUUUAAAACAAGCAUCCCAGUCCCAUUCUAUACGUUCAGUGAAAAAUCGAAAGCGUAAACAUCCCCGAGAUGAAGAAUCUGAUGCUUUGGUAUCGAAAAAAAUAGAAUUAGAUUUGAUGUCAAUUCCGGUGGAUAUCGCUGAUUUGCAACGUUUACAGUUUUAUGAAACAUUUAUGUGGUCUGCAGAAUUUCUUGGCUUUACUGUGAUAUCCUACAUCACAAGCGAAGUCAUAUGUUUUGUCUUUCCUAGCAAUACAGAUUUUAAUAUUUCCAUUAUAUGGUUACUCCUGUCGGCAUUAACUGUAGUAGCGGCCACAUACUUUACAAGUAAUGUUGCCAUUGGAGAAAGAAAUUUGGUCAUUUCAAUAGCGUCUUUAUUUUUUUUAUUCUCUUUAAUCUUAAUCAUGUUCGCCGAACGUCUCUUUGAUAUGCCCGUGAAUGAAGCAUUCGAUUCGCUGAAGAAUGCAACGGCAAAAUUUAUGUCGGAGAGUCAAGUUCCAGAUUAUAUGUCUCAACAUUCGCCACUUCUCUUUUUCAUCUCUUUGGCGUUCAUGUUGGCUUUUUUUGCUGCUCUGCUUGUUUUUCCUGGUUUUAGAUAUGCGCGUAUGUAUUCUGAUGUUGUUAAAAAUGCUGAACGACCUCUUGAUAGGAUGUUAUAUCACCUUACUUUUAUGUCGCAAUUUUUGGCAUUGUUUUUAUACUCUCAUCCUGCAAAGAACUACCUGGUUUAUGGACCUAAGCGAUUAUUGAAUGAAUCUCAGAUGGAUACCCUGCGUAUAUAUAUCGUUAUUCUAACCGCAUUGUUGCGCCUUUUCUUAUAUCGACCUCAUUUGCAAUCAUUUCUGGAUCAGUCUCUGAUUGCCCUUUCUAAGAUUCAUCGUGAAAGUGGUUGGAUCAAAACAUCAGUGCUGCAAAUGAAGAUACAACGUUAUUUUUAUUUUUUCAAUGUUGCUGCUUUGCAUUAUUUUGUGCCACCUCUUCUGCCGGUGCUCUAUGCUUUAAUAUUGAAAACAACAUGUGGUAUUUCAUGGAUUGGGAUGAAUCAAGAGACUGUUAAUUCACAAAUACUGUCCACAAUUCCUGCAGGGUCAUUACGAACGCUACUAAGUGCCACCGUACAUCGAGGAUUGUGGACAGUCUUAAUUGUUGCAUCCCUUGGGACCAAUGCAGCAUUUGCCUUAAUGGGCCUUAUUUACGCUCAUCGUUUCGAGUGGUCAUAA